AUGACCCGGCCCCAGCUUACCUUCCUGCUACACCGGACGACUGUGAAAUCGCUGCCGAUUAGACUGGUUCCUCUCACUCGACAUCGUCUCGGCGCCAGUGACUCCGGCCCGCGCGCCGCCUCUGAACUGCGCGACCCGGGUCUGCGCGCGCCGUGCUUCCGCGCGGUUAACAUCUCACCGUCACCCUUUUUGUACUUUUGGCAGCGGUGGCAACCUCAAGCCUGUUUGUGCUACCUCACCCUCGCAUACUUACAGAUGCCCCCCCUCUUCCCCUCCCGUGCUCGUGCCCCUUCCCCAUACGACGCCGCCCGCAACCCUUCCCCUGGGGCAGCCUCCUCCCCCAGUGGUGGCUCACUGCGACUGCCUCACCUCCUACCUUCCCUACCCCACCCCGCCCUUGCACCGCCCCUCUGUCCCUCUGGAUAA
This is a messenger RNA of Closterium sp. NIES-65, 426 nucleotides long. The record is from the annotation of a GenBank genome assembly. NCBI's taxonomy places the organism in Eukaryota, Viridiplantae, Streptophyta, Zygnematophyceae, Desmidiales, Closteriaceae.